Molecule: messenger RNA, 1411 nt
Organism: Triticum urartu
Lineage: Eukaryota; Viridiplantae; Streptophyta; Magnoliopsida; Poales; Poaceae
Product: stress regulated protein
Biological process (GO): proteolysis
Molecular function (GO): ATP binding; ATP-dependent peptidase activity; metalloendopeptidase activity
Source: RefSeq, a predicted model, not a curated record
UAACACUUCCUCAUAAAUCCGUCGUUUUUCGUGUCUGUGGACCUGCUCGACUCCGCGUGGAAGAGAUGAUACUGGGAGGAUCGACCUGCUGCUGCUUCACCCAGCUGCAUCCCGCCGCCACCGCCGCCAGGCUGCGCUUGCCGCCGGCUCGCGCCGCGAACACCUCCUCCGAGCCGGCCGCCGCGCGUCUGAGGGCGGUGCUCGAGCAGGUGGACGACGAGCUGCGGAAGGGGAACGACGAGGCCGCGCUGUCCCUCGUGCGCGGCUCGCAGGGGGAGGGCGGCGGGCUCCGGUGCUUUGGCGCCGCGAGGCAGGUACCUCAAAGGCUUUAUAAACUAGAUGAGCUUAAGCUAAAUGGGAUCGAUACUUCUUCUUUCCUAUCUCCUGUGGAUCAGACUUUGGGAUCAAUUGAGAGAAAUCUCCAAAUUGCCGCGCUUCUUGGAGGUCUUUCUGUUUCGUUUGCGUUUGAGCUUUCUCAACUCCAAGCUCUGCUUACCUUUGUCGGCCUACUAUUCGUGUGGUCUGUUGAUUUGAUAUAUUACAAUGGAGGGGGGAGAAACUUGGUUCUUGACACAAUUGCUCACAGUCUCAGCGAGAAGUACCACAACAGAGUUAUUGAGCAUGAAGCUGGUCACUUCUUGAUAGCAUACUUGCUUGGAGUGCUUCCGAAGGAAUAUACUAUCACAUGUUUAGAUACACUUAUGAAACAAGGAUCACUGAACGUGCAAGCUGGGACAGCUUUUGUGGAUUUUGAGUUUGUUGAAGAGAUCAAUACAGGCAAAUUGUCUGCGAAGAUGCUGAACAAGUUCUCAUGUAUUGCACUGGCCGGAGUAGCAACCGAGUAUCUUCUGUAUGGAUACGCCGAAGGAGGACUAGACGACGUUAACAAGCUGGAUGGACUGUUCAAGAGCCUGGGAUUCACCCAGAACAAAGCUGAUUCACAGGUGAGGUGGGCUGUGCUAAACAUCGUUCUGAUCCUGCGCCGCCAUGAAAAAGCUAGAUCGAAGCUUAAGGAGGCAAUGUCUUCUGGGAGGUCAGUUGGAUCUUGCAUCGAGGUCAUAGAAGAGAACAUAAACCCCGAGGAUAUUUGAUAGCUGGUGGGAACUCUGAACACUGAAGACAGUGCACACUGGUGCUGGACCAUACAGAUUGCAGCGGUAUAAACCUUUGUGGUGUAUUUGUCUUUGUACUGUAUAUUCAGUUUGUAAUUUGACAAUGGAGGCUGAGUCUACAAUUUUUUGGCCUCGACUACAACGCAGAAACACAGUUGGUAAUCGGUGCGACGCUGUAACCCCCCAAAGCAUUAACCAAACGGAGGUUGGACUUGAUUUUCAGAUAACAAUUCUAAUGUAGUACAGUUCCGUUGACACCCGGAAAUGUUUGAAUUGAAGUUAAUCGCCAAUUCUACUUC